UCAGAAAUAACAGUUGAGUUUAUGAUCCCUCGUAACAAAGCAUUUUGUUUUUGCUGAUCCUAGCCAAAAGCAGAAGGAAGGGUGUCAGCAGUCACGUUAUGUGACAGAUGAUUUGACAAAGUUGGUCAGGAACUUAAACACUUUUGUGGCAGUAGACUGGUGCUGUGUUGUGAAAGAUGCUUUGCAACAUUUGUUUGUGGAGGAGCUGGUGGUAAUAGGCUGACAUUAAGCUAUUUUUCUGUCUGAUAAAUGCUAAGCUUCAGGAUGCAGCCAAUUGCCGAAUGAGUUGGAUUUGACAGGGAACCCUUCAACAAAAUCUGGAUUGCUUCCAGCCGUUUUGUCCUGACCACAAUGCCAUGUAUGUGUCGUGAUGGGAAGGAGCUAUACCCUCAACAAAUACUUCCAGAUGCCCUGACAUAAAGCCCUAAACAGCUUCUAUGCCCAAAGCCUGCUAGACCCUGGGCUUGCGGUUCACAAAGGUAGGGUUGGGCAAGACCUUAACAACAGGAAAAGCCAUAUCAGGAGGAGCAGCUGCUGUGCCCUGAAGGUUUUUUCACUCAUGUUCUAAAUCUAUAGUCACGGGGAUUCUUCGAAAGAGAAGGAAGUUACAUGAAGAUAACUUUUCAGUUGACUUUUGGAAAACAUUGCCAAGUGGGAUACCACAGAGAACAAUAGGACAAGAAGCAAAUUAACUGAAGAUAAAGACGGAAAAGUUGAGAAGCCUGCUUAGCAAAUACGAGGCUUGAAAAUAUCACCUUGAGUUUUAUCAAGUUUUAGCAUAAGGCCAUGUGUUCUAUUAAGAUUGAGUCUGUUGUGAAGGAGAAGAACAGGAUGGGAGAGUGCCCAGUAUGGGAAGAAAGGGAAAAUGCACUUGUAUAUGUGGAUAUUAAUUCACAGAAAGUUUGCCGCUGGAACUCAGUCACCAACGAAGUGCACAGUGUGUCUGUGGAUGCUCGCGUUGGCUCUGUGGCCCUUCGAAAGUGCGGGGGUUACGUCAUUGCCUUGGGAACCAGAUUUGCCUUUUUAAACUGGGAAACGGAGUCAGUAACCACUAUUGCAGAACUUGAACAGGAUAAGCCAAACAACAGGUUCAAUGAUGGCAAAGUGGAUCCAAAGGGGAGGUUUUUUGCUGGUACCAUGGCUGAGGAGACAGAACCUGGUGUGCGAGCGAGACGCCAAGGUGCCCUCUACACGCUCUUUCCUGAUUAUUUCGUAGUGAAGCAGUUAGACCAGGUGGACAUCUCUAAUGGAUUGGAUUGGUCACUGGAUCACAGAACCUUCUUUCAUAUUGAUAGCCUGGCGUAUGCUGUCCAUGCCUUUGACUAUGAUGUGCACACAGGAAAAAUCGCCUGCUGUAAAGUUUUGUACCAAUUAGAAAAGGAGGAACAAAUGCCUGAUGGAAUGUGUAUUGAUGCAGAAGGGAAACUUUGGGUGGCCUGUAUUGAUGGAGGGAGAGUGAUCCGUAUAGAUCCUGAGACAGGGAAAAGAAUCCAGACUGUGAAGCUGCCUGCUUCAAGGAUCACCUCCUGCUGCUUUGGUGGAAAAGAUUAUUCAGAAAUGUACGUGACUUCUGCCUAUGAUGGGCUAGACAAGGCAGCGUUGGCAAAGGAACCUCGGGCAGGGGAGAUUUUCAAGAUAACGGGCCUGGGUGUGAAAGGAAUCCCACAAUAUUCAUAUGCUGCUUAAAUAUUAACACUUUAUAGCAAACAAAAUAAAUGCAUGGUCCGUGCAGGAGCAGUUUUGAACAGGAACCGUUCAUUGAAUUGCAAAACUAUCUAUCUGAAGAGUCUUCUGUGCACCUUUUGGAGCUUAGAACUAAUUUUUAAUUCUCCAUGUUUGUCUCUACAGCAUGGUACCAGAGUGGAACUUUAGCAGAAGCAGAUAAAUGAGGUAACAUUAGAAAUUAAAACAGAUUUUCAGAAUGCGUAGGCUUGUAAAAUUUCUUAUGCUCUUGCAUAAGCCUUCUUUAUUAUUUAGUCCAGCAUUCCUAGUUUAAAACAAAAAUUCUUAUGGCCAGUUCUGCCCUGGCCUACUUAUGUAGUUCUGAACGCAGAAUUUGAUUUAUGUUUUCAUGUUACAAUGAUGUAACUGUAAUGAGAUAUGCUCUGAUUUACUUUACUUUUUCAUAUGUGCUAACUUGAACCUGACAGUUCUUCUGCUUUUGGAUUUCCCAUAAGGGUCUAUUUUUGGCAGUCAUACUUCUCCAUUUUUAGUUAUUUGUUUUGCUCUACUGAACCUUUUGUCCUUUCACUGUCUUUAUUUCUGUCUUGUCUUUUUAGUUGAGGCCAAAUUCUGUGCAGUUGAAAAUAAACUGUGAUCAUAU
This is a messenger RNA of Mauremys mutica (yellowpond turtle), 2323 nucleotides long. RefSeq names its product regucalcin-like. The transcript is spliced from 12 exons. NCBI's taxonomy places the organism in Eukaryota, Metazoa, Chordata, Testudines, Geoemydidae. Gene Ontology annotation, biological process: L-ascorbic acid biosynthetic process. The record is from RefSeq and is a predicted model, not a curated record. Bases 787 to 1686 code for a protein of 299 amino acids. Gene Ontology annotation, molecular function: enzyme regulator activity; gluconolactonase activity; calcium ion binding.